This is a messenger RNA of Hydatigera taeniaeformis, 1344 nucleotides long. The record is from the annotation of a GenBank genome assembly. NCBI's taxonomy places the organism in Eukaryota, Metazoa, Platyhelminthes, Cestoda, Cyclophyllidea, Taeniidae.
AUGAGCUCCAAUCGUGAAAUUCUUCAUCGCUGCCAUCCCACGCAUAAGCAGCAACAGAGUGAGACCAUUCUGAAUAAAGCCAGACUUUCUCGGAAGCGUCCGCCGGUAUCGCCUAGCAUAUUGUUUUCCCAAGCUAACAGCAACAGUCACAAUGAAUCUGUCUAUGGCUUUGGCGAUGUGCCUCGAACUGAAGCUGCCUUUAUAAAACAGACGUCUGAGACCACCAAAGAGAACAGAAAAUUCUUCAAGCCAUCUAGAAGGAAGAAGACUACAUCAGGACCAAUUUGCCAGCUGAAGUCAACUACGUCGAAUACAGAAGAUGAGAAAACAGAUAAGCGCCAGAGGCUUCUAGACUGGCUUAAGGCAAGCCAGGCUAAGCGAGAUGAAAAUAAUAGACAGGUGUUUUCUCGGUGGAUAGAGAAAAUGGACAGCAUGAAGGCACAGGUACGUGAACAAAGCACUUGUCCCACAUUCUACUGUGAUUACUUGCCCCUGCCCCAUGUAUUAUACUCCGCGAUCAGCAACUGUCAAGAGGAAGCGAUCGGAACUCCUACAGUCUACCUUGGUGUUCCACAAUUCAUGUAUCACCCCCAAACAGAAUUAAUUGACCCUCAAUUAAUGCAUAACGCUGAGUGCUUCCUAAAAAUGUCCGACCAACUGGUGGAUGUGGGUCCUGCAUCAGAAUAUGAAUACGGUUUUCCUGAUAAUCCUGGUCUUCUCUCUAAUCACGAUUUCUAUGCUCAAACCCAAGGUGAAUCAACUCAAGAAGCCCUGAUUGAGAAGGCCGACCUUACGUCUUCUUGUGCUGAGAAUGCGAUGCAAUAUGGGGCUCCCGGAGCAUCCAUUGUCCCGGCAUCCAUGAAUUACACAACUACAGCACCGAUAGUGUUUCCUAUUCCUUGCAUGCACUAUUUUAAUCAAAGCGCGGAGGAGCCCAACAUUGUCGUUCCUAGUGGAGACGGGAUUGAUAACUCUGCUACGUCAAUUCUCGGUCCGAAACCUCCAUCGUCUCCAAUAUUAUUCCAGACAGAUUUCAGACAGAUGGCCCAGGCACCUCCAUCCUGUUCGUUUGUGAACCGCUCCAAACACCCAGUUGCCAAUACUUUAUAUUCUCCCAAUGAAGGCUUUAACGCAUCACCUUCAAUGCGCGAUCUUACAUUCGUUUAUAAUCAUGCUAAUCCAGCUCUCAAUUUCGAUAUGAUUCACUGGAACUCCCUUCUUGAUGACAUCAGCAAUAAGAUGUCGGCUCUACCACAGGACGUUGGGAAACAGGCAAUUUUUCAAGAGAUGCUGCUUUCAGAACUGAGUACUGGCUUGAAAGGUGGGGUCCACGAAGGGAAAUAA